CCCCUGCUUCGGCUCCAACAAGAAGAGGGUACGAAACUAGACGGAUUUCCCUACAACGUACACCCUACCCCUUGCCAGACAGACGAAGCCGGGUGUACACUCCGUAUAUUCAUACAUAAUGAAGAUCAAUGUCCAUGCUUCGAGGGGCAUCCCCUCGAGACUUCCCUUUUUACACACGUUUCUCAACCUCGCCCUACUCAAACUUACUUCAUACCUUCCCUCUUCCCGUCUCUCUACACUUCACAUAGUUAGAGACUAGAGUCCUGUUGGUCGUGACGGUUUCAUCUUCUCCGAGGUUCCUACCGAGCAUAUCAAAUCAACGCCUCCACCAUCGACACCUCCAGUAGCUGACCGCGAAUCACUCCCAACUCGGCUUCACUUGUCGCUCGUCGUCGCUCUUCCUUCGAAGCCUUCGGCAGGAAGCCUCUCUGAUCUAUUGACGACUCACGACGGCCACCUGGCCAAACCCGCAGUUCUCGAUGGGAAUGUUAACUUUGGAACCCCACCCUCGCUUGGCCCCCCUCCCAGAUUCCCCUCCCGAACUGGUGAGCCCGUCUUCAUCCUCCUACUCGUCAAGGCCAUCACCACCGGCCGAUCUUCAAUCCUGGGCUUCUUCAACCACCGCCUCCACCUCUCCGUCCAUGUCCACCUAUGACCAUAGCGCAACGAGCAGCGUGUCUUCGCACGGGAGCAAAGAUGUGGAUGAAGCCGAGAAGUCUGCCCCGCAGGCACCCCGACAGCAACUUCCUCCCAUCAGCAGUCUGUUUGGGCCUCCCCCUUCGGCCCGCCCUCUAUUUUCGCCCUCAUCAGAACGCCCGGGUUCCUAUCCGGCGACGUCGCCCCUCGACCGGCCCCGCAUUUCGCCAGUCCACCCGGACGGACCUUACCCGGCAUCCUUCUUCUCUCCUUUCAUCCCAUCAUUGACGGCCUACGAGGCAAGAUUCGACCACGAUCGACCGGCGUUGCACUCCAUGACUCGCUCUUUCUCCGGUUCUGGAUCCUCUGACCACCGGGACUCUGAACAGGGCCGCCCGGAAACCAGGUCUGGUGCAGGACUAGGUGGACGGUGGUCGUUGCAGCAGGAGACGGGAAGGCACGAGUAUGCCCUGGGAGGCAGAGACGCCUCGGCGCCGCUGCGGUCCCCGCACGAACGGUUACCAUUCCCGUUCUCGGCUGGGCCGGACGCUCGAUCAGGGGGGCGCGAGCAAAGGUCACCGACCGAGACGGCAGCUACUCCGCGCAGGACCUCGACUAGCACGGCGGUCGCCGAAGGUGUGCCAUCCAAAGACGGCCUGGGUCCCAAGAUCUGGACUGGGACGCAUUUCCUCCCACGCUUCGUGCGAGCGGCCGAGGUCCCGGGAGAGGGCAUGUGCUAUUUUUACGACGACGGGAGCCACUGCAAGACGGUCAUCGACGGUGAGGCUGUCAACGCCCACUGGGGCGUGACGAAGGCGGGUAAGCCGAGGAAGAGGCUUGCCAUUGCCUGCAUUACCUGCCGGGAGAAGAAGAUCAAAUGCGACCCGGACUACCCACGUUGCGUUCAAUGCGAGAAAUUCGGUCGGGUUUGCAAGUUCAAGAAUGCGCCACGGGGAGGACACAGCAGCAGUCACGGAAGCAGCAACAACAACACAGCGUCAUCGCCUCCGUCCGCAGAUGUGGAUGGUGUGAGGCGGUCUGGCGCAUCCUCGGCAUUGACUGAUGGCCGUCGAUCUGGGUCAGACUCGAGUGGGUCGACUUCUCCGCGUGGGAGCACGGUCCGUCAGCGUAGCCCGGAGGCCACUUCGCCGCCCAAGAGGCUACGGCUUGGCUUCGACACGUACUCCCCAGUGGGCCAGGAGUCAUCACAGGCGACUGGUCAUCCGCUAGACAGCAGGAAAUCGAGCCUAUCCUGGCACCAGCACCGCCCGAUCAUUGAGCUGCCCCGGAUCCACGAGGGUGUACUCAAUCGCCCUUGGCACGUUGACUCGUACGCUUCACUGCUUGCUUAGAAAGACGGGGGACAACGGCUACCAGUCUCCGUCAGAAGAUCCGUCUCCCGUCCAUGACAUUCGAACAAGACCCGGCCAAUUUCUACGUUAAGCCCGACGCGCGAAAUUUAGUGCACUUGCUUCCGUUUAUCGGGGGCACUUUUGUCGGCAAACCUACUUUUCCUUCCUGCUACCUAAGUAUUCUUCAACUUUUUUGUUGCAUUCCCCUCAUGUCUCAAGGCCGCCGAGGGUGGCUACAUGGAGAUGGUGAAGAUGAAUGUCAACUACUACAUAUUUCGCACGCUGCAGGGCGACGAAAGGGAAGGACUGGGGUUGGGGGCAUAAUCCAUGGAUUUCAUGAGCAUUGCGUGGAGUUACCAGGCGUUGGUCUUUUGGCUGUGGUUUCAUAUUUGGGAAGGGGUGAGGUGAGAGAUGAUGGUCGCCAGGGCUUCUCCCGAAGCGGUCCAUUGGGGGGGGGGGGGGCUUUACCUUUUC
Sodiomyces alkalinus F11 is the source of this 2462-nucleotide messenger RNA. RefSeq lists its product as hypothetical. Gene Ontology annotation, biological process: regulation of DNA-templated transcription. Gene Ontology annotation, cellular component: nucleus. Gene Ontology annotation, molecular function: DNA-binding transcription factor activity, RNA polymerase II-specific; zinc ion binding. NCBI's taxonomy places the organism in Eukaryota, Fungi, Ascomycota, Sordariomycetes, Glomerellales, Plectosphaerellaceae. The record is from RefSeq and is a predicted model, not a curated record. The coding region runs from base 486 to 1988 and encodes 500 amino acids. The transcript is spliced from 2 exons.